CAUCCAAACAUCUCGAAACCGAAACGAAAAUGGUGACGUGAGUAGACUAUGGGAGAAAUAGGUUAAUACCUGAAGCAAUUGAACAGCUCCCUUCUUAAACCCUACAACAAUCCCCAAUUUCUCCCCAAAUUGCUAUUGAUCUGUAGCAGAAUGCUGAAUCCAAUCGCUCGCAAUUUGACUAAGCUUUGGAGCGGAGUAGCAGCAGCAAGGCCUGCCAUAAAUCAUCAAUGGCGGUCCUAUGGUCUAAUACCGAUGGUGAUCGAACACUCGUCCCGAGGAGAGAGAGCCUACGACAUCUUUUCUCGACUUCUCAAAGAAAGGAUUAUCUGUAUCAACGGCCCAAUUUCCGAUGAUACAUCACACGUCGUCGUAGCUCAGCUGCUCUUCCUCGAAUCUGAAAACCCUUCUAAACCAAUCCACAUGUACCUCAACUCCCCCGGAGGAGCCGUCACUGCAGGUCUUGCGAUAUAUGAUACAAUGCAAUAUAUUCGUUCUCCAAUCAAUACUAUAUGUUUAGGUCAGGCUGCAUCAAUGGCUUCUCUGCUUUUGGCAGCUGGUGCAAAGGGUGAAAGGCGGGCUCUUCCUAAUGCUACCAUCAUGAUCCAUCAACCUUCGGGUGGAUAUAGUGGGCAAGCCAAAGACAUGACCAUUCACACCAAGGAGAUUAUUCGAAUUUGGGAAUCAUUGAAUGGACUUUAUUCUAAGCAUACUUCACAACCUGUUGAUGUAAUUGAGAAGAAUAUGGAUAGAGACUACUUUAUGACUCCAGAAGAGGCAAAAGAGUUUGGUAUCAUAGAUGAAGUCAUAGAUGAGAGGCCGUUAACUUUGGUCACGGAUGCUGUUGGCAGCGAAGGGAAGGGAAAAGGUCCAGAGUGAAAUCCGAGUGAAACGAAUGCAUAAAGCAGAUAUUUUGGUCGUUCUCUUUCUCUCUUUGCAAACUGUAACAGACAGAUUAAUCAAAGUAUUCAGCUGUUCUCCCAGCAUCUUUAUUGCGAGAAUCUUGGCUUCUGUCAUCACGCAUUUUUAAUUGCAUUCUGUUGAAUGGGCUCAUAAAAUGGUUCCUUUUCCUGGUAUGAUUCUUGUCUUGUGUUUUGCAUUGUUAUAAAUAUGAGAAAAAACAUUGAAUCUAAGAC
This is a messenger RNA of Cynara cardunculus var. scolymus (artichoke), 1133 nucleotides long. RefSeq names its product ATP-dependent Clp protease proteolytic subunit 2, mitochondrial-like. Gene Ontology annotation, biological process: protein quality control for misfolded or incompletely synthesized proteins. The transcript is spliced from 2 exons. Gene Ontology annotation, cellular component: endopeptidase Clp complex. NCBI's taxonomy places the organism in Eukaryota, Viridiplantae, Streptophyta, Magnoliopsida, Asterales, Asteraceae. The coding region runs from base 151 to 876 and encodes 241 amino acids. Gene Ontology annotation, molecular function: ATPase binding; serine-type endopeptidase activity; ATP-dependent peptidase activity. The record is from RefSeq and is a predicted model, not a curated record.